CUAUAUUGCUAAAAUAUGGUGAACUGUCCUGUUUCUCUUCAAAAGAGUACUCUCUCGCUCUCUCUCAUGCACGCUCAUAUAGAUCAAUUUCUUUCAGAAUUGUGCUUUGCCGCCGUGGGGUGGUUUAAUAUCGGUGAAAUCUUCAUUUAUCGCGUAAAAGGAGAACUGGGCACAUUCAUAAAUAGUUAACUCUUAAAGAAAUAGAACAUAAUAUAAUCCUAUGCAUAUUAUCUUCUACAUUUGAGAAGUGAAUAAAUUAUACUUUUCCUUUCAUGUUGCAGGCUGUCCGGUGAGAUAGAGAGCACAAUCAGCAUCUUACAGAAGCAGCCUCGUAAAUCUGUGAAGUGAUUUGAUGGGUAAUGUAAUCGCUUCAUUUUUCUCUGGAUUUGGUCAAGUCCUUGGCAAUCUCUUUGGCGCCCCACUUGAUUUUCUUGCCGGAAAGUCUUGCAGUUCAGUUUGUGGGCCAACAUGGGAUUUCAUCUGCUACAUCGAAAAUUUUUGUCUUGCCAAUCUGCUGAAGUUGGCCAUAGUGCUGGCUUUAUUAUACUUGCUUCUCUUGUUCUUCUAUCUUUUAUACAAGCUUGGAAUCUGCUGGUGCAUUGGUCAUAGCCUCUGCAAAAUGGUGUGGGCAUGCUUGGUUACCUGGUUCUCUUUUUGGGAAUAUUGCUUCACUUUCUUGUGUGUUAAGCUCAUAAAAUUCAAAAGAAGAAACCAACGCGGCAGAAGGAACAUUGUUGAAAUAGGCCAAACAGAUUCUAGUUAUGAACAAGAAUCUUCCAGCAGUGAAAGCUUUUCAUCAGAUGAUAUACCCAGAAGCAAUUAUUCAUCUCGCCGAGGGAGAGAUUACAGAGAAGCUCACCGAAAGAAGUCUUUGCGGCCAAGAAGCUACCGUGUACAAGUUGGGAUUAGUAGAAGAAAUGCAACACAAAGUCAUAGAAGGAACUCCUUGAAGCAUCACAGCCAUGGUAGCCAAGUUCAUGAUCAUAUAAGGGUAACUCACACAUCAAGGUUUGUUAAGAAAGGCAGAAGCAUUAGGAGAGGAGUUUAUGGGAAUCAAAAAUGGUAAAUCUUAAAUUUAUUUUGAUCCUCAGUAUAAUUUCUCAUGAAAAUAUUAACUAUAAAAAAUAAAGCAAGAAUUAAAUUUCCUUUCU
Molecule: messenger RNA, 1151 nt
Organism: Mangifera indica (mango)
Lineage: Eukaryota; Viridiplantae; Streptophyta; Magnoliopsida; Sapindales; Anacardiaceae
Exons: 3
Coding region: 353-1066 (237 amino acids)
Source: RefSeq, a predicted model, not a curated record